Messenger RNA from Dicrocoelium dendriticum, 591 nucleotides. The record is from the annotation of a GenBank genome assembly. NCBI's taxonomy places the organism in Eukaryota, Metazoa, Platyhelminthes, Trematoda, Plagiorchiida, Dicrocoeliidae.
AUGCAAUCCCGAUUAAAAUCCCCCCAAGACGCAAACGGGGGGGGGGGGGGGGGGGGGGGGGGGGGGGGGGGGGGGGGGGGGGGGGGGGGGGGGGGGGGGGGGGGGGGGGGGGGGGGGGGGGGGGGGGGGGGGGGGGGGGGGGGGGGGGGGGGGGGGGGGGGGGGGGGGGGGGGGGGGGGGGGCGGGGGGGGGGGGGGGGGGGGGGGGGGGGGGGGGGGGGGGGGUGGGGGGGGGGGGGGGGGGGGGGGGGGGGGGGGGGGGGGGGGGGGGGGGGGGGGGGGGGGGGGGGGGGGGGGGGGGGUGGGGGGGGGGGGGGGGGGGGGGGGGGGGUGGGGGGGGGGGGGGGGGGGGGGUGGGGGGGGGGGGGGGUGGGGGUGUGGGGUGGGGGGGGGGGGGGGGGGGGGGGGGGGGGGGGGGGGGGGGGGGGGGGGGGGGGGGGGGGGGGGGGGGGGGGGGGGGGGGGGGGGGGGGGGGGGGGGGGGGGGGGGGGGGGGGGGGGGGGGGGGGGGGGGGUGGGGGGGGGGGGGGGGGGGGGGGGGGGGGGGGGGGGGGGCCCAUUACAUUAGCAGACUGAAUUGCAAAAGCUCAUAG